Drosophila ananassae is the source of this 9713-nucleotide messenger RNA. It is a transcript of the gene Dscam2, whose product is annotated as Down syndrome cell adhesion molecule-like protein Dscam2. NCBI's taxonomy places the organism in Eukaryota, Metazoa, Arthropoda, Insecta, Diptera, Drosophilidae. The record is from RefSeq and is a predicted model, not a curated record. Bases 590 to 6778 code for a protein of 2062 amino acids. Gene Ontology annotation, biological process: axon guidance; homophilic cell-cell adhesion; dendrite self-avoidance. Gene Ontology annotation, molecular function: cell-cell adhesion mediator activity. Gene Ontology annotation, cellular component: plasma membrane; axon. The transcript is spliced from 21 exons.
AGCGCCGUGGCAUCCGGCAGUUGCUGUUCGAGGCUCGAAGGAUACGCACGGCUCUGGCGGACGACGAAAAGGACGAUUGGGCGAUAAGGACGAAGCUGGGCUGGCUAGAAUGCAACUCCCACCGAGUGUGAUGUGAAGUGAUGUGGUGAAUUUCGGCGCGAAGAGAGUCCGUACUCCGGAGUCCGGAAGAGAGCCUACCGGAAGACGAAAACUAAGAGGCUCCUACGCAGUCAAGUCGAGUCCUUGCUGGCGGUCGGUCCUUGCUGUCUCCUGUCGCGUAGGUGCAGUGCAGUGUGCCGGUAGUGUGAUGAAGUCCCCAAGAACACAAAAAAUUCUCAAGUGAAAAAGGGUUAAGAAGCAAGCAAAUCUCAAAGAUUUUAAAUGUGCCAAAAAAUUUAAAUAUUAAAUCAAUUAAAUGUGUCUGAUAAAUGCGCUCAAAAGUGAAAGCCAAAUCAAAAUUGUACAAGUCACUGCCCCGCUGAAAGGCUGAAGUAUACAAAUUCCUCAAAACCAUCUGAAAAGCUCAUCAAUCUAAGCCCAAAAUAUACAAAUAAUAUAUCAAAUAAAAUCAAAACAGAAGCCGGUAAACAUGUGGAUUAGUAGCCGCCUUUUCGUGAUUUUCCUGCUGCUCCAUCUCGAAACCACCUGCAGUGAACCCUUCGAAGCGCACUUGCGCGGUCCUGGAUUCGUGAUGGAACCGCCAGGGCGGGUGGAGUUCUCAAACUCCUCCGGCGGCUGGCUAGACUGCUCCGCCUCCGGCAGCCCGCAGCCCACGAUCGACUGGGUCCAUGCGGACGGAUCGGCCGUAACCGAGAUCCAUGGAGUGAGGCGGGUCCUGCGCAACGGCACCCUCGUCCUGAUGCCCUUCGCUGCGGCUGCCUACCACCAGGAUGUGCACAACACGAUCUACCGUUGCAUUGCCAGCAACUCCGUGGGGCGCAUCGUAUCGCGGGAUGUGCAAGUGAGGGCGGUCGUGGCACAGGCCUACAAAGUGGAUGUGGAGGUCCUGUCGGCGUCGCGCGGCUGCACCGCCAUCCUGCGCUGCGUGGUGCCCACGUUCGUCAAGGAACUGGUGCGAGUCGUCUCCUGGGUUCAUGAACCCGCUAUCUACAUCUAUCCCUCGCUGCAAGGCGAUGGCAAGUUCCACCUCCUGCCCACCGGUGAGCUGCUCAUCCACAACCUGCAGGAGAGCGACGAGUCGCAGUCGUUCCGGUGCCGCAGCAUGCACCGCCUCACCCGCCAAGUGGUGGUAUCCUCGCCCACCCGGCUGCGUAUUAAUUCGCAUCGCGGCAUCAUUUCGCCGAGCGUGGUGGAGCACACGGCCCAUGUGCAGGUGUCGCAGGACGAGGGCGCGGUGCUGCUGUGCGUCGCUCAGGGCUGUCCUUCGCCCGAAUACAGCUGGUACACCCACAACGGAGCCGGGCCCCUGCCCGUGCUGAGCGGUCCCCGGGUCCGGCUACUGGGUCCCAUCCUGGCCAUCGAGGCGGUUACCGGCGAGGACUCCGGCGUAUACAAGUGCACGGCCAGCAAUGUGGGCGGCGAGGCCAGUGCCGAGCUCCGCCUGACAGUGGCCACGCCCAUCCAGGUGGAAAUCUCCCCGAAUGUGCUCAGCGUCCACAUGGGCGGCACCGCGGAGUUUCGUUGCCUGGUGACCAGCAACGGCAGCCCGGUGGGCAUGCAAAACAUCCUCUGGUACAAGGACGGUCGCCAGCUGCCGUCGUCGGGACGCGUCGAGGACACGUUGGUGGUGCCGCGAGUGAGUCGCGAAAAUCGGGGCAUGUAUCAGUGCGUGGUGCGACGGCCCGAGGGCGAUACAUUCCAGGCCACCGCGGAAUUGCAACUAGGAGAUGCUCCGCCCGUGCUCCUGUACAGCUUCAUCGAGCAGACUCUGCAGCCCGGCCCAGCUGUGAGCCUGAAGUGCUCCGCUGCCGGCAAUCCUACGCCGCAAAUUUCAUGGACACUGGACGGAUUUCCGCUGCCAUCAAACGGAAGAUUUAUGAUCGGACAAUAUAUCACUGUGCAUGGCGAUGUAAUUAGUCAUGUUAACAUAAGCCACGUCAUGGUGGAAGAUGGCGGCGAGUACGCCUGCAUAGCUGAGAACAGGGCAGGACGAGUGCAGCACGCCGCUCGCCUCAAUAUUUAUGGUCUUCCUUACAUUCGACUGAUUCCGAAGGUAACCGCCGUCUCUGGCGAGACAUUGAAUCUAAAGUGCCCCGUGGCCGGGUAUCCCAUCGAGGAGAUCCACUGGGAGAGGGGCGGCAGGGAGCUGCCGGAUGACAUACGGCAGAGGGUCCAGCCGGACGGCUCGCUGACCAUCAGUCCGGUGCAAAAGAACUCCGAUUCCGGGGUGUACACGUGCUGGGCGCGGAACAAACAGGGUCACAGUGCCAGGCGGAGCGGCGAGGUGACGGUCAUAGUGCCGCCGAAGGUUAGUCCCUUUCAAACGAGCAUCCUGCAGCUGAACAUGGGCGACCGGGCCUCCCUCACCUGCUCGGUGGUGAAGGGCGACCUGCCGCUGACCAUCAACUGGCGUAAGGACGGCCGCCCCAUCGACCCCACCCAGCACAUGUCCGUCAAGCAGGUGGACCAGUACAAUAGCAUCCUGGUGAUCGAGAAUCUCGGCAGCGACCACACCGGCAACUACUCCUGUGUGGUGCGAAACUCUGCGGCCGAGGUGGAGAACUCGCAGGCCCUGCUCGUCAACGUGCCGCCUCGCUGGAUUGUCGAGCCCGUUGAUGCGAAUGUGGAGCGCAACCGCCACAUAAUGUUGCACUGCCAGGCUCAGGGUGUACCCACGCCCAGUAUAGUGUGGAAAAAGGCCACAGGCAGCAAAUCAGGAGAGUACGAGGAGGUCAGGGAGCGCCCCUUCACCAAGCUACUGGGCAACGGGUCCCUCCUGCUCCAGCACGUGAAGGAGGAUCGCGAGGGCUUCUAUCUGUGCCAGGCCAACAAUGGCAUCGGCACCGGCAUCGGAAAGGUCAUCCAGCUGAAAGUGAACUCCUCGCCGUACUUCUCCUCCACCUCCCGUUCCGUGAUGGUGAAAAAGGGCGACACCGCCCUGCUCCAGUGCGCGGUGAGCGGCGACAAGCCGAUUAACAUUGUCUGGAUGCGUUCGGGCAAGAACACGCUGAAUCCCUCGACCAAUUACAAGAUCUCAGUGAAGCAGGAGGCCACGCCGGACGGUGUUUCCGCCGAGCUGCAAAUCCGCACAGUGGAUGCCACCGACAGUGGUCCCUACUUCUGCCGGGCGAGCAACCUCUAUGGAAACGAUCAGCAACUGGUGCAGCUCCAGGUCCAGGAACCGCCGCAGCCACCCAGCGUCCUGGAGGCGGCCAUGAUCAGCAGUCGGUCAGUGAAUCUCAAGUGGCAGCCUAAGACCCUGGGCACCGGCGACGUCUCCAAGUACCUGGUGGAGUUCCGCGAGGCUGAUCCAGCUCUGUUUGUGGAGCAGUGGCAGCAAGUGGAGGUUAAGGACCCACCCACUUUUAAUGCCAUGAUAGAGAACCUUAAGCCGGCCACGCGAUAUGCCUUCCGGGUGAUUGCCGAGGGCUCUGCUGGACGUAGUGCACCCAGCCAGGAGCUGAUUGUUCGAACUGAGCCACAGAGACCGGCGGGUCCACCACUGAAUCUCUCCGCCCGUCCUCUGUCCUCCACGGAGCUGCUAAUCAGCUGGGUGGCUCCACUUCCGGAGCUGCGACAUGGCGACAUCCAGGGUUACAAUGUGGGCUACAAGUUGGCCAACUCGGGCAACACGGCCUACAACUUUACCUCGGUUUCCGGUGACGGUGAUGGCGGAAACGGAGAGCUGCUCCUGAGUGGACUGGCUAAGUUCCAGCGCUACAAUGUGGUGGUGCAGGCCUUCAACCAGGUGGGACCAGGUCCGCUCUCGGAACCAGCUACAUCCCAGACUAUGGAAGAUGUUCCCAGCCGCUCGCCAGAGGAUGUGCGAUGUGCCGCCUUGUCGUCGCAGUCCCUGCAGGUUUCCUGGCAACCUCCUCCGAUCUACCACACCAACGGUCUACUGCAGGGCUACAAGCUAAUCUUCGAGCCCAUCAUCGACGACAUCCAGCCCAGCAAGGAUGAGGUAGAGUCGCGCAAGACCACAGCCCUAACCAUGGUCCUGACGGGACUUCGCAAGUACACAAACUACAGCAUCCAAGUCCUGGCCCACACCCGAAUGGGUGACGGAGUUUUGUCCAAGCCCCUGUACUGCCACAGCGAGGAGGACGUGCCGGAGGCGCCGGCGGACAUUAAGGUAGUGGUUAGCUCGUCACAGUCUCUUUACAUAUCCUGGUUGCCGCCAACGGAGCCGAACGGGGUGAUCACCAAGUUCAGCCUGUACACACGAGUGGUGAACGGACGCGAGGAGCUGAACAACGAGAAGCGCAGCCUGCCGUCACAGCAGGCCUACUACGAGGCGAAGGGUCUGCAUCCCCACAUGGAGUACCAGUUCUGGGUGACGGCCAGCACGCGGGUGGGCGAGGGCAAGAGCUCCCGGGUAGCCUCUCAGAUCACGACCAACCGCAUUCCGGCCCGGAUCAUAUCUUUCGGCGGCCCGGUGGUGCGGCCCUGGCGCUCCACUGUCACCCUGCCGUGCACGGCAGUGGGCAAGCCCAAGCGGGAUUGGUUCAAGUCGGACGUGGUGCUGCGCCAGGGCGGCGUACACAACACACAGCUGCUGGACACCGGAGACCUGAUCAUCUCCAGCCUGGAGCUGGCGGACGGCGGCAACUACAGCUGCCAGGUGGACAACGGCAUUGGCACGGAUCGGCUCACCCACAUCCUCAUGGUGCAGGUGCCUCCCUCGGCGCCCACUCUUUAUGUGACCAGUGCCACCUCGAGCAGCAUCCUGAUGCACUGGAAGUGCGGAUUCACCGGCAACGCCCCCAUCACCGGGUACACCCUCUUCUACCGACGCGGCAACGGCAACACCGACGAGAUGCAGCUCUCUCGUCACGCCUCCAGCCACGAGCUAAAGGGCCUUGUAUGCGGCAGCACCUACCAGAUCUACCUGAGUGCCCAGAACAAGGUGGGCCCCUCGCCCUCCAGCAUCAUGCUGCACGUCCGCACCCAGGGCCAGUCUCCGGGACAGCCCUCCUCCACGGCACUGCUGGCGCCCAACUCUACCUCGCUCCUGGUCCGUCUCCACUCCUGGCCGGACAACGGCUGCCCCAUCCUCUACUUUGUCCUGCAGUACAAGGCGAUGACCGACGAUCCAGAUGCCGAGUGGGUUAUGGUCUCCAAUGCAUUGAAACCUCAACGUCGUCUGGUGGUUCCCAACCUGCUGCCCUCCACCCUGUACCACCUCCGCAUGGAAGCCCACAACGUGGCUGGUCAGUCGAGUGCCGAGUUCUCUUUCGUGACCCUGACCAAGGACGGGGACCCGCCGCCACCGGAGAUCGUGCAGCGGGGGCAUCGCGGCACCACCGUCUUCUACGGAAACAUCAACCUGCUAAUUCCCAGCAUUGCGGCUCUGUCCGGAAUGAUCUGCACCAUCGUCAUGGUCAUCAUCUGCUACAGGAACAUGCUUAAAAAUGCACGACCGCUCGCAGAGCAAAGCGCCCACAGUCAGAAGGAGUCCCUGGAGAAUCGAGCCAACUCGGAGGCGGCCCAGAGGGAGAGGUACUACGCCACCAUACACAAGGUGUCCAUGCAGAACAAUGACAAGAUUCCAGAAACCUCCGAGGACAUCUCGCCAUACGCCACCUUCCAGCUCUCAGAGGGAGCUGGGAACAUGUCGCAGCCGCACCACGGAGGUCCUGCCAACACGCUGCUCCACUCGUUCAUGUACCACGAGCGGGCCCUGGCCGAGGGCUGCUCGUCGCCACCACCAGCCGCGUCGAAGAACCGGAGGCGCCACUCCCGGAAGACGGAGCCGGAGAGCGAGGAGUCGGAGUCGGACCAGGACCAGUUGACCUCCAGCCGCACGGAGUCCUCCAACCAGCACGAGGGCAAGAUCAAGCACAGCAUCAUCUACCAUGGAGCACAGUCAAGCACCUCCUCCGAUCUGUCACCAAUGUCCGAACAGAAAUCGUUGCCCCGCCGCGGCCGCUCCAGGUAUCAUCACCAGCAAUAUCAGUUUUCCACCAAUACCACACCGCGCCACCACAACAGCAACAAAAUGAACAACAACACAAGCAACAACAUCAACACCACCAACAUGAACAUUAACAUGAACAUGAAUAGCACUGCCACAAAUACGACAGCCACACCAUCGACCAGCAAUUCGAACAAAAUUCUAUCGCCGCGGGGCGGCGGAAACCUCAAGUCCAUAUCGAGCACCUUCAAAUCACAAGACUCCAUUCAGUGCCACAUACCCACAUUGGUCAAGUCGCCAUCGAUUAGUACACAGCAGCAGAAACAGUUCCACAAACAGCAGGUCCUGGGUAGCACUAACGGUAGUAGCAGUAACGGUAACGGUAACAGUAACAGUAACAUGUCCUGUAACCCCAACUCGAACAGCAGUAGUUUGAAGCAACAGCAACCCCUCCUGAUCACGCCCAAGCUCCAUCAGCUGGAGGCCGGCAGCGGGCCGCAGGAGCUGAUGGGGCUGGACGGGAUCGGCGGUAGCCCCCUGGUAGCCUGCAUGCCGCCCUCCUCACAGUUCCGCCCAAUUCCCCACAAGUCCUCGAUAAUGCCCGCGCAUGAGCCACCGCACCACCAGAACCACAGCAACCACCUGCCGCCGCACCACCCGAGCUCGGGCUCCACCCUGCUCAACCCCUCGACGGCCAUGCUCUCGUCCAAGUUCUUCACAGCGCCCACGCUGCCCAAAUAGGAUACGGCCAAUGGGGGGGGUGAAUACGUUGGUGGUGCCAUGGAGGCAUUGGACGGUUUCGGCUACGAUAGCGGCGAGAUCUCCUGCACCUACAUGGACCCCAUUGAUCAGACAUGAGACCUGGCCUACGGUGAGGUGUGUGGCCCCCCUGAGGGAGCUCGUUAGAGUCCUGAUCUCGCGACCUGAAUUCUGUUUAGCUUUUCCGAUAUUUGAACUCCACUUAGACUUCUCAGAACUUUGAAUUCAGGUCGUGAAGGGGAGGGGCCACAUAGUCCACACACCCGACUAGAACGAUACACCAGCAGACUAGAACACCACCACUAGGAUACUAGGUCUUUAACUGAAUGAAUGCUUGAGCCGUGGUUGCACCUAAAAAAUCCAACUCUGGACCCUCUCUUGUACUUGCACCCCCAACCACCCCGCAACGAUUGCAACCCACCACCCAUCCAACCCCCAAAAAACACGCAUUCGCAUGCGGAUCCCAGGGCCGGGAUCCUGCGCACGCUGCAUCCGCUCCAGCUGCAGGCCGAGUGCUCCGGCGGAGGAGCCUUCCGCCACCAGACGCAGGACGGAGGGCUGGGCGAGCGGAUAGAGCUGGCGGAGGUCGAGUGCGACGUGGACACGAUCAAGAAGCUGAAGCUUGGACAGCGGUCCUCACUCUGGUCGCGCCCCUCCUCCACCACCUCCCAGCUGCAGCAGGAGCACCAACAGCAACAGCAACAGCAGCAGCGCCAGCAGCAACAGCAACAGCAGCAGCAACAACCCCACAAGAGAGCCCAUUCGAAGUCGCCGCAACCACAGCAACAGCAACCAUUGCAACAGCAACGCCAACAACAACAUUCACCCGCUCCUGGCCAGAAAUUGCUGAGCGAGAAAUCGGAUUAUUCGAUAUCCGUCUGAGACAUUGGUAAGAUCUGAUCGCAAGAUCAGCAGAUAGGAUGAUGGUCCCAGGGCCCCAGAUAGCCGGAGGACAUUGUCAAUUGAGCAGCAGCCGCCGGGCCGUUUUUUGUACAUUUUUGUAAUGCAUUUGUUACCUAAUCUUGCCCCAAAGCCCCAAAGCCCCCAAGCCCCAUGACCCGUAACCCCAUAACCUCGUAACCCCAACCCCUGACACUGUGAAAACUUUCGGACAAUCAGUAUCAAAAUUCUGCACAACCAUCCAUACCCGAGAAAACCAAGCAUACCGAACACUUCCCAUUACGAACUCCUGCCCGUAUCUAUAGAGCUCAUACUAUAUCUAAGUAUCAACGAUUGUGCAUGCUAUAUACAGGAUAUGCACUUACGCAUAUAUACAUAUAUAGUCGUAUAUGAAUGGCAUGUGUCCAGAGACGAGUCCCAGGUCAUUGUCGAACUUCCAGAAAUGUUGUGUGUACAUAUACUAAGUAGCCUCCUAAGCAUCCAAGUAACCACUACUCGAAACUGUAACUGUAACUCAACUACUAACUGCAAAACUAUCUAGUAUUCAGAUCGGUAUCAGAUCACCUCAAAUUGAACUGUUUUUGUUUAUCGUGUGCGGAAUAGGUCCUGUAGGACCUGUACUCCUCAAGUACUAUCCCACUUUUUGUUCUCUAUGGCAGUACGGAAUUAAGAAAAUGUCUUGAACUUUCAUAGCUACGAGUAGGGCCGAUCCACUCGGAUAUAUAUGCUGUACAAAUUUAUAUGAAUGUAUAUUUAGAUUUGUAUGUGUAUGUGUGCGUGUCUACGUCAUGUAUAUAGGACAUAGGUAUAUACACCGGGAUAUAUGCAAUCGCAAGAGUACUCAAGUAGUUGUUAGCGGACCGCCAUCAGAGCGGAUCGAGUAUCGAUAUUUGUAAAUAAUCAAAAGCUAAACCCUCAAAAGGACUGACACACGAAAAGAAUCAGAAGCAAGCCACAAUAAAUGUUAACUAUAUGUAUUCAGAAUAUAGACACGCGGAUCUAUCAAUUAGAUAAUACUCACACGACAUGAUAUCGCCAGUAUCCAUGCAAUUAGUGUUUCCAUUACAGUACAGUAACUGUCGUCAUUCGUCGAGUUGUAGAUAAAUGUUUUUAAAGAGCGGAUUAAGCCGAGUCAGUAGCGGAAUCAAAUACACAAGUCGUAAUCAAAUUUCGAAAUAUUACCAGUCAAAGGACAGAGGAGGCAGACUCAAUCAGAUCAGAUCGGAGGUGAGGAGCAGCGAGAACAAACUACAAAUUAAUAUAACUCUUAGUUCGUAUCGAAUAAUCCAAUUAAUACGAGUCAUAGUUGUAUUUUAAACUAGCCCAAAAAAGCAUAAGCAGCCCAUUGAAGCACUCGAAUUCAAGAGUCGAGCUAGAGCAGAGGAAGCAUUUCGGAAACAAUGUGCCAAAAUUUGUUUUUAGAUAAAGAGAAGGGAGAACCCCGUAUGGAAUUACGACUAUACAAUAAAUAAGCGAAAGCCACGCAAGCCAGUUAAUAGCAGACAUUAAUUAUGAGCAUACAAAUUAGAGAGAUUCCACAGCCACACGAUAUAAAGUCACAGAUUAAGGUGUUCACUUCGGAAGGACUUCAGUGUCAAGUCCCAAAAGAUAACAAUUCAUUUCAAAUCAAAUAAGAACUAAGCACUCUUUGUUUAUAUAGCAAUUGCAGCGAUUUAGUCGGUUUUUAUAUGCAUUUAUUUGUACGAAGCAAUGAAAUGGUUUAUUACAUUCAACAUCGAAUUUUACGAAUUUAUUGAAACAACAGCAAGUUGCGACUGGUGGGUGCAUGCCUCGCGGGUGCAUGCCCCGCAGCAAAUAUGCAAAGUCUACAAAUCAAAAGAGAAAUUCAACUUACAAUUAAUAGAUCACAAUCAAAAAGAUGAACAAAUACCAAGUACUAUACGUGAGAGGGAAUAAUUUUUAUGUUUAACAUAUAAUUAGCACAACAACUACAAAGUAAAAACUAUUAAUGUAAAAACAAUGGCAUUUAAAAAAUAUAAGAAAUAUUUAAAAAUAA